This is a messenger RNA of Pungitius pungitius (ninespine stickleback), 2018 nucleotides long. It is a transcript of the gene adap2, whose product is annotated as ArfGAP with dual PH domains 2. Bases 101 to 1234 code for a protein of 377 amino acids. Gene Ontology annotation, molecular function: GTPase activator activity; phosphatidylinositol-3,4,5-trisphosphate binding; phosphatidylinositol bisphosphate binding. Gene Ontology annotation, biological process: positive regulation of GTPase activity; heart development. The record is from RefSeq and is a predicted model, not a curated record. The transcript has 11 exons. Lineage: Eukaryota; Metazoa; Chordata; Actinopteri; Perciformes; Gasterosteidae. Gene Ontology annotation, cellular component: intracellular membrane-bounded organelle; plasma membrane; cytoplasm.
AAUUCCAGUUUUCAUUUCGCUUUUCGUGAAACAAUGUGACCACCAUGUUUAUUUUUUAAAACCUCCGGAUUAUCCUUCGUUGAAGGAGAUUCGUUCCAACAUGUCGAACUUUUCGAGGAACCAGAAUGAGUUGCAGGAGCUUUUGAAGCUGGCGGCCAACAGUCGGUGCGCAGACUGCGGAGCUCCGGACCCAGAGUGGGCGUCCUACAAACUGGGUGUUUUUGUGUGUCUGACCUGCUCCGGGAUCCAUCGCGGCCUGUCCAGCCGGGUCAAAUCCAUAAAGCUGGACUUAUGGGAGGAUGAACAUGUGGAGUUCAUGAAGUCCAAAGGCAAUGACAGCGCCAGAGCUCUGUAUGAGAAGGCUGUUCCUGUGUACUACUAUCGGCCCCGGGAAAAGGACUGCGCAGUCUUGAGAGAGCAAUGGAUUCUUGCAAAAUAUGAACGGAAGGAAUUCACAGGAGAAACCAAAUAUCCCCCUGUUUCAUACACCGCAGGUUUCUAUGAGGGCAUGCUGUGGAAGAAAGGUAAAGACAACGCCCAGUUUCUAAAGAGGAAGUUUGUGCUGUCAGAUCGGGAAUUCACCCUGACCUACUACAACAAGGAAAAUGAGUCCAAAGGCCCAAAAGCUGUAAUCCCCAUCAAGGACCUGAACAUCACCUUUCAACAGGAGAAGAUUGGUCAUCCUCACGGGCUGCAGAUCACCUUCCAAGACGGCAACCACACCAGGAACCUCUUUGUUUAUCACGAGAGCGGCGAGGAAAUAGUGACAUGGUUCAACGCCAUUCGUGGAGCUCGCUAUGCCUACCUGAAGGCCGCGUACCCGACAGGACGUGACGAAGAACUGAUACCAAAGAUAACAAGAAACUACCUCAAAGAGGGAUACAUGGAAAAGACGGGGCCGUCGCGGAAGGAGCCUUUCAAAAAAAGAUGGUUUACUUUGGACUCUCAAAACAGGAAGUUGCUGUACUUCAAAGGACAACUGGACGCCGAGGAGUUGGGGGUCAUUUUCAUCGGCACAGAGAGCAAGGGUUACUCUGCCGAGGAGUGCGAUCAAAUGCAUGCUCGGGGGAACAAGUGGAAGUGCGGCGUCGCAGUGGGCACGCCCCGCCGCCAAUAUGUCUUCAUGUGCGAGCAGGAGAGAGAGCAGAAAGAGUGGCUGGACGCCCUGAGACAGGUGCUCUCCAGGCCCAUGGCCCCGCAGGAUUACACCAUUGAAUCCAAUAUUAGUUAUUAAAGAGAAACAACGGAGAGGAGAGGCGACAGGAUGGCGGGGAGAAGACCUCAGCGCUUGAAGUCACAUGUGAAUGAACUGUUGGAUCACCAGUGAGGAGCAGUCGCCUGUUGUCACAGCACUCCACCAGAACUAACUCAUCUUGUUGUUGUGGUAAAGCCUCUGGACGGUUCUCUGGGCCAGAGUACGGAGUGUAGACUUUCAGCUUCCGACUUCAACUGACACCGGAACUGAUGGUAGAUCUCUGAAAACACUUCAUCGUUGUGUGAAAUCCACUUUUAUGACCAAAAAUACAAGUACAAGAUCAACACUGUUACGCUGUCAGAGAAUUAUUAUUAUGGAUUAUGCCAUUUUCCUAAUGUUCUUACUUUUUUAUUUUUCAGUAAUGCAAUGAAUACUGUAGUAAAAUGUUAGUAUUUUCAUUUUUGGUGUCCUAAAAUGUGGGAAUCUGACCUCGGAAUAUUUUAUGUUAUCUCAGAUAGUUUGUUUGUAAGGUAUCAUAAUCAGCUUCAUUAUGGCCAAUUCUUUAAAAUAAAAUGUUAGAAUAGAUUAAUAUUACAUUGAUCACACUAUAAAUAUAAAAAAAACAAGCAAGGUGCUGUCCAUAAAGCCAACAUGAUCACGGGGAAAUUAAGCUUUUAAAAAAAAUCAAUUUAUUGUUAUUUCUCUUCUAAUAUUGUGAAAGGGAAAUAAGCCUGUUCCGUCCUGCUUUGAUGAUUUAUUGUGGUUUAUCUAUCAUUUUAAUGCAGUUCCUCUACUUGUAAUAUAACAUGUAAUAACAAUAGAU